AUGACUGUUCGCAUGAAUCCAAGACCUUCAUGCCAUCCGCAGGUCAGCUACAGGCUUGCUAAACGCAGACAGAUAUUUGAAUGUCGCCGAAGGACUGCUGAUUGCUCCCUGAUCUUUGCUACAUGCGGAAUAGCACUUAUGAUUGUCGAAAAUGAACUCACCGCCGCGAAAGUCUACAAUACGGGAUCGAUUUCUUCUCACGUGAUCAAAUUUUUUAUCUUGGUGUCAACAUGCCUCCUACUGGGAACGAUUGUGAUAUAUCACGGUCUUGAAAUUAAGAUGUUCAUGAUCGACAACAGUUGUGAAGACUGGCGCUUGGCUGUCGACAUCGGCAGGGUAUGGCGAAUUUGUGUUGAGCUGCUUGUGUGUGCCAUAUGUCCGAUACCGGGUAACUUCGCCGUAGCAUCCGCCAGGCACGCGGAUGACGGCAACGGUACCGACGUGCCCCCGCUGUCGGUAGACGUAUUUCUAUCAAUCGCUAUGUUUGGUCGCCUCUACCUCAUCUUUCGUGCUAUGCUGCUGCACAGCCGACUGUACACAGACACGGCCAGUCGUAGCAUUGGCGCUUUGAACCGAAUCAAAUUCACCACUGGCUUCAUUUUAAAGACUCUGACAACAGCAAGACCAGGAACGGUGCUUCUGGUGUUCACGCUUUGCUUCUGGACGGUCGCCGCCUGGAUUAUGAACCGCGUUGCGGAAUUAUCGUAUGCAAUGGAUGAUUCGAAGAAGCAUCAAAACUAUCUGAAUUCAUUGUGGCUGAUCGCUAUAACGUCGCUGACUGUUGGAUACGGGGAUAUCGUUCCUAGCACCUACUGUGGCCGAACCAUUUCUGGGAUGGCAACUUCUUCGCUAGUUGUAGCAGUUGUUGCUAGAAAGUUGGAGCUUUCAAGAGCGGAAAAGCACGUGAAUAACUUCAUGUUUGAUUCCAAGUUAACAAAACAGGUGCUCAGAUAUACAGUUAGCACUCAAAAAAUGCACUGCGAGAGUUUCAAACACGAUGUAAAAUCGACUCAUUGUCUGUCGUCUUUAAAACAUUUCGCCUUGGUCCUUGGUCUAAAUCAGUCGGUUUCACGAAUCUUUGAAUCACUUUUUGACAAAGUAAACAAAGGUAUUUCUCUCUGA
Messenger RNA from Soboliphyme baturini, 1122 nucleotides. The record is from the annotation of a GenBank genome assembly. Lineage: Eukaryota; Metazoa; Nematoda; Enoplea; Dioctophymatida; Soboliphymatidae.